Messenger RNA from Cyclocybe aegerita, 1755 nucleotides. NCBI's taxonomy places the organism in Eukaryota, Fungi, Basidiomycota, Agaricomycetes, Agaricales, Hemipholiotaceae. The record is from the annotation of a GenBank genome assembly.
AUGAGCGCUCAGAAUGGCUACAUAGCAUUAUCACCUUCAGCAGACCGCAAUACACCAGAGCAAGAAUACCCGCCGCAAGUCGAGGCUGCAUACUCGUCAGAUUCACCCUUACUUGAUCCCUCGACGCGGGGGAAGACUCUCAACCUUCAUGGAGGAACGUUCACAGUCGACCCGGAUGGGCACUCGUAUUCCUAUGCGUAUGGACCGAAGGGACUAGCGGGCCUGAGGCACAACAAGUACGCCCUGUUGUGCGCGUUCUUCGCGUCGAUUGGAGGGUUGGAGUUUGGGUAUGACCAGGGUGUCAUCGCAAAUGUGCUCGUAAUGAAGGACUUCAUGCACCGCUGGCCCAUCACCCCGUUGCAGAAGGGUAUCAUGACUGCGGUUCUGGAACUUGGAGCUCUCAUUGGUGCACUAGCAGCAGGAAUCUAUGCGGACAAGUACUCGCGGAGACAUUCAAUACUGGUUGCCUGCAUCGUCUUCUGCGUCGGGUCUUCCUUUCAAGCCUUUGCCCGGCACAUCAGUCACAUAUUCAUCGGACGGGCCAUAGGCGGGGUCGGAGUCGGAGCUCUGAGCAUGCUCUCUCCUCUCUACAUGGCAGAAAUCAGUCCCCCAGAAGUCCGUGGGUCCUUAAUGGCGCUUGAACAGCUCUCCAUCGUGUUGGGUGUCGUAUUUGGGUUUUGGACCGGUUUCAUGACGCGAGAAUACGAAGGUUCUGCAUCCUGGCGCAUCCCACUCGGCCUUCAAAUCAUCCCUGGCCUCAUCCUUUGCGCUGGAUGCUACUUCCUCCCACCAUCACCUCGGCUGCUGGUUCUGCAUGGACAGUAUGAAGAUGCACUGCGAAGCCUGGCUCGACUACGGAUGAGGACGGAAGAGGAGGCGAAAGGAGACGCGUUGGUCCAGAUCGAACUUCUGGAAAUGAGAGUCGAAACAACACUCAUCGAGCGGACUCUCGGCGUUGUUUCAGCUGCUGAGGGCGAGUCGACGACGCAGAGUGGUUGGGACGCCUGGAAGAAGCUCUUCGACGAGCGGUACCGAGAUCGAACGUGGAUUGGGGUGAUGAUCAUGGUCUUCCAACAGUGGUCUGGUAUCAACGCCCUGCUCUAUUACGGACCUACUCUAGUGCAUAGCAUCGGUCUUCGAGGCGACACCGUUACGCUACUGGUGUCAGGAGGGAUCGGGGUCGUGCAGCUCAUCGCCGUCUUGCCAGCUAUCGUCUGGAUCGACAGGGCCGGUAGGAAAGGGUUGUUGCGAGGUGGAAGUGCGGCAAUGGCAGCGUCGCACCUCGGAAUUGCUGUCCUCGUCUUGCUCUUCCAGAAAGAUUGGGCAGCACAUCGGAAUGCUGCUUGGAUCGCUGUUGGUGGGAUAUACACCUUUACCUUUGCAUACGGUGUCUCAAUAGGGCCGAUCGGAUGGGUGCUUCCGAGUGAAGUCUUCCCGCUGUCGAUGAGGAGCAAGGGCGUUGCCCUCAGCACAGCGUCAAAUUGGAUUAAUAAUUUCUUUAUCGGUCUCUUAACACCUGUUAUUGUCAACUUUUCGCCUGCGGUCGCAUUCCUGGUCUUCGCGGCAGCCUGUGUGGCUGCGUACUUUUGGGCAACUUAUUAUGUACCCGAAACGGCGAACGUUUCACUCGAGGAGGUCGACAAGCUGUUCAAGUCGUCUGCGGGCAUAGAGGAGGCCGAGAUGGAGCGCGAAAUCGAGCAGGAACUUGGGCUGACUGGGUUGAUUAGAGAGCUGGCGGACGACCUGGAGAGAUGA